AUGGAACCUUUUCCUGGUGCUGUGGAGGAGGCCCCGACCAGCACCAAUUUUUCCGCUAGUGCAGACGACGACAGAGACUUUGGACUGAUUGAGGAGAUAGUGACCCGUAUCCAGGAUGAGACCGAGGGCGUUCCCAUCAGAACUGUCAAGAGCUUCCUGACCAAGAUACCCAGCGUCGUCACAGGUGCAGACAUAGUGCAGUGGCUGAUGAAGAACCUAGCCAUUGAGGAUCCAGCUGAGGCCAUACACAUCGGGAGUCUGAUUGCUGCUCAGGGAUAUCUCUUCCCCAUCUCUGAUCACGUUCUGUCACUCAAAGACGACGGAACCUUCUAUCGCUUCCAGGCUCCAUAUUUCUGGCCUUCUAACUGUUGGGAGCCAGAGAACACAGACUAUGCUAUCUAUCUGUGCAAGAGGACCAUGCAGAACAAGACUCGUUUGGAGCUGGCUGAUUACGAGGCGGAGAACCUAGCCAGACUACAGAGAGCCUUCACUAGGAAGUGGGAGUUUGUCUUCAUGCAGGCCGAGGCUCAGGUCAAGAUCGACACGAAAAAGGAUAGAAUUGAGAGGAAGAUUCUAGACAGUCAAGAAAGAGCUUUCUGGGAUGUCCAUAGACCUGUGCCAGGUUGUGUGAACACCACAGAGAUGGACAUCAGGAAAUGCAGACGUAUGAAGAACCCACAGAGAGUCAAGAAGUCAGUGUAUGGACUGAUAGAGGAGGGUCAGUCACAGAGCCCGGUACACACACCCUCACAACUAGCCAGGAAAGGCACCAAAGAGGACGUGGAGAAAGAGAUUGUGUUUCUUAACAGCCAGUUGGACCGACACUGUAUAAAGGUUUCUAAAGUCGCUGAGAG
This is a messenger RNA of Salvelinus namaycush (lake trout), 854 nucleotides long. Its product is annotated as regulator of G-protein signaling 6-like. The transcript has 11 exons. The annotation marks the transcript as partial. Gene Ontology annotation, biological process: regulation of G protein-coupled receptor signaling pathway; intracellular signal transduction. Lineage: Eukaryota; Metazoa; Chordata; Actinopteri; Salmoniformes; Salmonidae. The record is from RefSeq and is a predicted model, not a curated record.